AUGCCUUCCUGGCAGAACAACAACGAGACAUCCGACGCCGAUGAUGACGAGUACAUGAACGAGUACAGCAGCAGCAACAUGCAGAUGGAGUAUUUUCAAACUCCUGACACGGUGAUAGAUCCAAGUUUCUGUGGGCUUGUGGUUGAAUCUGAUCGUAAGUGCAUCCUGCACAGGCAGAGACCAGGCAGGUUUGUGGCAUUUGAAGGGACUGACACUGGAAGGAGAUUCAUUGGAUGUGCUACUACGGAUGGUGUGAACUGUGGUAUUCUGGAGUGGGUAGAUGCCCCUUGGCCAGUCAUUCUGCAAAGGUGUUUAACCAAGCUGUGGGAUAUGUAUCAUGAGGAGAACCUUGGUAGAGUCCAAGACAAAGAUGCUCAUGAGAUAGGGGUUGAGAAACUGAAGAAGGAGCUGGAUUCUCUUGGCAAUCAGUACAGUCAGCUUGUGGAUGAUGUAUCCAAGUUGUUUGAUUACCAGGAUGGGCAGAGAUCCCAUGACAUGGAUCUUACAAGUCAGGCAAUUAAUGAACUUAAGGAGAAGAAGCAUCGGCUUGAGGAGCAGGCAAAGAUUGAGGUUCAAAUGGAGAAGCUUAAGCUGAAGAAAGAACAGAGGUGCAUCCUGCAGAGUCAAGCUGAUAUCAUUAAAAACACCAGGAAGGCCAUGAAGGAGAUACAAGUGGAGAGGGACCUCCUUAAAGAAGAGAAGAAGAAGCUGGAGCAUGUCAUUUCUGAGCUACUGAAGGCUGGUCAUGGGUGCAAGGAAAAGCUGGACAAGAUCAAAGAAGUUGUCAUGGAGGAGUGA
This is a messenger RNA of Triticum turgidum subsp. durum (durum wheat), 798 nucleotides long. Lineage: Eukaryota; Viridiplantae; Streptophyta; Magnoliopsida; Poales; Poaceae. The record is from the annotation of a GenBank genome assembly.